Messenger RNA from Eruca vesicaria subsp. sativa (arugula), 2728 nucleotides. Lineage: Eukaryota; Viridiplantae; Streptophyta; Magnoliopsida; Brassicales; Brassicaceae. The record is from the annotation of a GenBank genome assembly.
GGAUUCUUAACAACAGACUGCUGGUGCGAUUGUUCAAUCACCGGCGGUGCGAAAAUGGAGGCAAGCUCAAGAGCUUCUCGUAGCCGUAAUGUACCCGAUCUGUUAAAGAAGCCUAAAAUUCCAUUCGCGUUGGCCUUAAUCGUCGCAGAUGCAAUCCUCGUCGCACUUAUCAUCGCCUAUGUUCCAUACACGAAGAUCGAUUGGGAUGCUUACAUGUCACAGGUAAGUGGGUUUCUAGGGGGAGAGAGAGACUAUGGGAGCUUGAAAGGCGACACAGGGCCUUUGGUUUACCCAGCGGGUUUCCUCUAUGUUUACUCUGCUGUACAGAAUUUGACUGGAGGACAAGUCUACCCUGCUCAGAUUCUCUUUGGUGCUCUCUACAUUGCCAAUCUGGCCAUCGUCUUGUUCAUCUAUGUCAAGACUGAUGUGGUGCCAUGGUGGGCGCUAACUCUGCUCUGUUUAUCCAAGCGUAUACAUUCCAUUUUUGUUCUCCGUCUCUUUAAUGACUGUUUUGCCAUGACUCUUCUUCAUGCCUCCAUCGCUCUCUUCCUCUCUCGUAAAUGGCAUCUCGGCAUGCUUCUUUUCAGCGGUGCUGUUUCUAUUAAGAUGAAUGUACUUUUGUAUGCUCCUCCUUUGUUACUUCUGCUACUUAAGGCUAUGAAUAUACUUGGAGUGGUAUCUGCUUUAGCUAGUGCAGCUCUUGUUCAGAUACUCGUGGGAUUGCCCUUUCUUUUAACUUAUCCGGUUUCAUACCUUGCCAACGCCUUUGAUCUUGGACGUGUUUUUAUCCAUUUUUGGUCUGUUAACUUCAAAUUUGUUCCAGAACGAGUUUUUGUGUCCAAACAAUUUGCAGUGUGCUUGUUGAUUGCUCACUUAUGUCUCCUUGCGGUGUUUGCAAAUUACAAAUGGUGCAAGCAUGAAGGCGGGAUUAUAGGCUUCAUGCGUUCUAGGCGUUUCUUCUUGACGCUUCCGUCUUCGCUCUCGUUCAGUGAUUUUGCAACCUCAGGGAUUCUUGCGAAAGAACAUAUUGUAACGACCAUGUUUGUUGGGAAUUUCAUUGGCGUUCUUUGUGCUCGUUCUCUGCAUUACCAAUUCUAUUCAUGGUACUUUUAUUCCCUGCCAUAUCUGCUAUGGAGAACUUCGUUUCCUACUUGGCUGCGCUUGAUAUUGUUCCUGGGUAUCGAGCUGUGCUGGAACGUGUAUCCAUCAACUCCACUUUCAUCAGCUUUGUUACUGUGUUUACACUUGACCGUCCUAUUGGGUCUCUGGUUUGGUCCUUCAGAUUAUCCUUACAUACUCAAACAAGAUCAACGACACAAAAAGCAGAAGUGAACCUUUUUGAUUAGUUAAAGAAUUUACAGUCAGCUUUAUUAUGUGUAUGGGAUAAGCUAAUCAAUCUUAUGGUGGUUUAUACUAAAAGUUUUUGUGUUUCUGUCCAAAUAUACAUGUGUUAUUUCGUCCUUGAAUUAAACCUUUAUCCGUUACACUUACUUUGGUUUCGCUCUUCUCUUGUUAUCUGAUUGGGAAUCUGUGCUACUACUUAGUUUUUCUAACUAUUUAUUUGUGUGCGUUCGAGAAAGAUGGAAACGAAUUAUUUCACUUCUUUUGGUCAUCGUCUUCCCAGAAGUUACUGUCGUCAUAAAUGAUUCGAAAGUCGUGUCCCCGCCAAGGAAAGAAAGAAAAUAUGUGCUUGUUUACGAAUAACCUGUCAUUGCAACUGCUAGUUCUUCUUCAACAGAUGAACCUAGUCAUUUAUGACUUAUGAUCAAGACAAGUCAAAUCCGAUAUGGGAGUUGGAUCAAGCUGAAUCUCAGGACUCCAGGUCACUCUGUUAUCCCCUUCAUGAUUCCUUCUGUCUAAUGUAACCACGAGGGUUUACUUAUCUUUUAUUCUCGAGUGCAAUGUUUCUCUUUUCGUAUUAUACGUCUGCUCAUGUGUAACCAUAGAAAUCCAAUGAAGAAUGAAUACUAUUGUCCUUGUUGACUUCCUGCUAAUUCAUCUAAUUGUUCUCUUGUUAUUACUUCUAUAUUGGAGUGAUCGAUUGUGAAAAAAAGGAAGUAAAAAAGAACUGUUUCCUCAGUCUUAUCCACAAGCUUUAGGAUUUUCUUUGUGUUCUUGGUUUACAUUAGUCACUGUCUGUCCUUGUGUACUGUUGAUCAUUGCCUAAAGAAAGUAAACAUUGAGUUUUUCACUUGUAGAAACCCUUUCUCUGUCUCGUGAUGUUUCUGUUAAAUAUUGAUGUAAAGCAUUGGUUGGUGCUGGCAAAUUAAGGCUCGACUCCAGAAGAAGGAAGACGUGAGAUUAUUUUCAUUGGCUUUUGAUUAACCUUCUCGACCUAUUUUUAUUUUUUAGUUAUUUUUGUUCCUUACCAUGAGUGUCAUCUUCAUUUGUUUUUUUCUUUCUGUUAAUAAAUAAGAUAAGACUCGGUGGUUACACAGUCCUGAUACAUGUAAUACUGCAUCCAUUGAAUCUAAAGUUUUUUUUCUCCCAUGAGAGUUAAUAGAAAAUGCUUACUGUUGAAAAUUUUUAUAGCCACCUUUCAGAUUUGCCUUAGAUAGACGACCUCUUACAGCUGAUAACAUCUUGUCUGUUGCUUUUUUUGUUGAUCAUAGAUUCCACUAACACAAAGAUGCAAAGAAAAGGUGAAGUUUUUUAACCUUUUCGCAACUUGCACAGGAAUAAUAAAUAUUGUCACUAUAGAGUCAAAAGUUUGAUUGUGACAUUAGAA